AUGGUGUCCCCCCUUCUCUCACCUCCCGCCCCUAGACCAGACGAGUUUCCUCGAGCUUCAGUCGCCUCGGAUGAUGAUCGCAAAUUCCGCAACUUUCGGACAACUGGACUGGAAAGUUCUGCAAUCGCCCGAAUGAUGGACGGGUUACACAAUAGGUCCGGCAAGCAGCAGGACACGGACAUUUUUGCGGGGUCCUCACAAGUCAGGAGAAAAUGUCCCGAAACCCGACAGCUCCAACCGUCCCCUUUGAAUUUGCUAGAUGGAGGCUUCGAAGCUUCGGUGGUCUCCGAAGCCCCAGAUGCUACGAAGAGAAGACCUUUGGGUGUAGAACCACACCAAAAUGGUCCUCAGGUCAAUGGACACAGCACUAGCCAUCACCGGUCUGCAAGUCAGCGAACUACGAACGGCGACCAGAAAAACAUACAGCACUCCUUACCACCCGAUCAGGCUUUUGGCAUGGUCUUUGAGCAUUCUCAGGCACCUGACAUUGUCAAUGGCAGCAAGUCACAUAGGACUUCUUUGGUGGAUGUCAUUGAUGGAUCCGAAGUUGCGACUGUUCUAAACCAGUGGUCUAGAGAGGUCUCUCCAGCCAGGAACCAGGACAAGGAUCGAGAGCGUGUUCCGAAACUAUCUCCCGCCAAAAUACAAGAACUCACUUCGUCACCUCAGUCGAUUCCUUAUCGCGCGGCAGAUAACGAACAAAGUCACAGGGUUGUUUCUGAUCAAACGCAUGCUUCAAACUCGCAAAUAACCUUGACGGACGAUGCCUCGCCCCUAUUAAAGGAUAUAAAGUUACCACCCGAUCAUGCCACGAAAUCCCAAACAAACAAAGAAUUCACUUUUGACGGAGGCUUGGCAAGACCACCCACAUCGUCAAUUCGACAUCGCUCACAAAGCUCACGGGCUGUUUCUACCCCAACCUCCGCUCGGCGACAAACGCUACCCAGCAACGAGCGCCUUGCACAAACGUGGGCAUCCCGGUCGAAACAGGAUCGUCCCAGCAUAGGUCGGGAAUCAGACUCUAAGAACCUGAAUUCUGCACCACAAAUGGCCGAUUCUGCACUGCCUUCACCCAUGCCACCGUCUAUUCCCCUGCCUCCUUUGUCUGUUCCGACUUACCUACAAUUAGAACUUGCAUCGGGCCGACCCUCCCCCUUGUACAUACAUCCCUCGGCCGCCAGCGACUUCCCCUUUAUUAUUAAAGGCGUGGGAAGAGUAUGGCGAAGGCGCAACAAGGUAUCGGGAGAUGGAACGCACCUGAUUUCAGAAGCUGAAGGCCGGUCGCGACAGGAGCCAGCUGGAACUGAACGCGAUAUGAAAGCGAAAGCAGCGGAGGCGCGCAGACGGUGCCGCUCCGAUACACAUCACAAGUAUCAACACCGCCGACAAAAGUCCAUUCCGUCCGCACUGCUUCCUGAUGAUAAGGCAGAUAUUCUCAAGGGUCUACUAAUGAUUGCCACAUGCGCUGUUCUCAUGUACUUUGACGCAAGCCGGAUGUAUCACUGGAUCCGAGGACAGGCCGCCAUCAAACUUUACGUGAUCUACAACGUGCUGGAAGUCAGCGACCGGCUAUUUGCAGCCAUCGGACAGGAUGUGUUGGAGUGUCUUUUCUCGCGGGAGGCUUUGGAACGUCGGCCAAAUGGACGAAGCAAAGUCUUCCGGCCUUUUGGGCUCUUCCUGUUGGCGUUGGCCUACACGGUGGUACAUGCCACGGCGCUUUUUUAUCAGGUCAUGACGCUGAAUGUGGCUGUCAAUUCAUACUCAAAUGCUUUGCUCUCUUUGCUACUAUCGAAUCAGUUUGUCGAGAUUAAGUCCACUGUCUUUAAGAAAUUUGAGAAAGAAAACUUGUUUCAGUUAACUUGCGCAGAUGUGGUGGAGCGCUUUCAGCUUUGGCUUAUGCUCACCAUCAUUGCGUCGCGCAAUAUCGUCGAGACGGGCGCAUUCAACUUCAUUGGCAACCUGGGCUCCAGUUUCAGCAGUCAGUCGACGAGCACCAAUAGCACACCGUUGUCAACGCCACCGCGAACCAUGUCGUCGAUCCUACCGCAGUCGUUCACGAUUGUGCCUUCAUCCAUCAUUGCGUCCUUCAGUCAUGUGAAUUCGUUUCUCCCCACUCUCGCCCAGGUCCUCGGGCCUUUUCUGGUUGUGUUGGGAUCCGAGAUGCUUGUUGACUGGCUCAAGCAUGCAUACAUCGGCAAAUUCAAUAACACCCGCCCCGCCAUCUACAAGCGUUUCUUGGACGUGCUGACGAAAGACUACUACACGAAUGCCUUUGGAGAUCAGAAUCUAACCCGUCGGUUGGGACUGCCGGUCAUCCCGUUGUCUUGCCUCUUCUUUCGGGUUUCUGUCCAGACGUAUCAGAUGUUCCUGGCCGCUUUGCUGCCGCAACACCCCUCAUCCACGGCAGUGGAGUCGACAUCGUUAUCUUCUAUCUAUAGCCACUACGUCCCCGCUCCGAUCCCGUCUCCACCGCCGCUGACGCUGCGGACGAUCGUGCCAGCAUCUGCGGCACAUAUGAACGCUUUUUUACGGCAGCUCCUAGCGAAUACCAUGCCAUCCCCAGCGCAGUCCGUGUACAUCUUCACCGUCGUUCUCAUUCUGACGGGAUAUGUGGUGUUACUGAUCGUGAAACUGCUCCUAGGAAUGGUGUUAUUAGCCUAUGCCCGCUCCCGCUACCGAGCGAUGAAACAGCGCGAGACGGAGCAAUCAUCUCAUGAGAAUGGUGGCCCGCCCCGCGCACGAGAAUAUGCGGUAGAGGGCAGUCGUCGGUUUGGUGGGUGGGGAGUGGUGGAAGUCAAUGACGACCACCGACGGUGGAUCUACACGGAUGAUCCCGAGGGACUACGACGGCUGAAGGCCAAAGAAGAAAAGGAGAAGAAUUCCAAGGAGGAAUUGAACAUGGAUCAUGUUCGACGGUAUGAGAUGGUAGCCAAGAGGAUCUGGUGA
Molecule: messenger RNA, 2946 nt
Organism: Aspergillus nomiae NRRL 13137
Lineage: Eukaryota; Fungi; Ascomycota; Eurotiomycetes; Eurotiales; Aspergillaceae
Product: TAPT1 family protein
Exons: 3
Coding region: 1-2946 (981 amino acids)
Biological process (GO): maintenance of protein localization in endoplasmic reticulum
Cellular component (GO): endoplasmic reticulum membrane
Source: RefSeq, a predicted model, not a curated record